AUGGGAGACAUGGGAGAUCCACCAAAAAAAAAACGUCUGAUUUCCCUGUGUGUUGGUUGCGGCAAUCAAAUUCACGAUCAGUAUAUUCUGAGGGUUUCUCCGGAUUUGGAAUGGCAUGCGGCAUGUUUGAAAUGUGCGGAGUGUAAUCAGUAUUUGGACGAGAGCUGUACGUGCUUUGUUAGAGAUGGGAAAACCUACUGUAAAAGAGAUUAUAUCAGGUUGUACGGGAUCAAAUGCGCCAAGUGCAGCAUCGGCUUCAGCAAAAACGACUUCGUGAUGCGCGCGCGCUCCAAGGUGUACCACAUCGAGUGUUUCCGCUGCGUGGCCUGCAGCCGCCAGCUUAUCCCCGGGGAUGAGUUCGCGCUGCGGGAGGACGGGCUCUUCUGCCGCGCGGACCACGACGUGGUGGAGAGGGCCAGCCUGGGCACCGGCGACCCGCUCAGCCCCUUGCACCCGGCGCGGCCGCUGCAAAUGGCAGCCGAGCCCAUCUCCGCCCGGCAGCCGGCCCUGCGGCCCCACGUCCACAAGCAGCCGGAGAAGACCACCCGCGUGCGGACUGUGCUGAACGAGAAGCAGCUGCACACCUUGCGGACCUGCUACGCCGCCAACCCCCGGCCCGAUGCGCUCAUGAAGGAGCAACUGGUGGAGAUGACCGGCCUCAGUCCCCGUGUGAUCCGGGUCUGGUUUCAGAACAAGCGGUGCAAGGACAAGAAGCGGAGCAUCAUGAUGAAGCAGCUCCAGCAGCAGCAGCCCAAUGAUAAAACUAAUAUCCAAGGGAUGACAGGAACGCCCAUGGUGGCUGCCAGUCCGGAGAGACACGAUGGUGGCUUGCAGGCAAACCCAGUGGAAGUGCAGAGUUACCAGCCGCCUUGGAAAGUGCUCAGUGACUUCGCCUUGCAGAGUGACAUCGAUCAGCCGGCUUUUCAGCAACUGGUUAAUUUUUCAGAAGGAGGACCAGGCUCUAAUUCCACUGGCAGUGAAGUGGCGUCGAUGUCCUCUCAGCUCCCAGAUACACCUAACAGCAUGGUAGCCAGUCCAAUUGAGGCAUGA
Messenger RNA from Rangifer tarandus platyrhynchus (Svalbard reindeer), 1050 nucleotides. The record is from the annotation of a GenBank genome assembly. NCBI's taxonomy places the organism in Eukaryota, Metazoa, Chordata, Mammalia, Artiodactyla, Cervidae.